Messenger RNA from Eriocheir sinensis (Chinese mitten crab), 4777 nucleotides. RefSeq names its product salivary glue protein Sgs-3-like. NCBI's taxonomy places the organism in Eukaryota, Metazoa, Arthropoda, Malacostraca, Decapoda, Varunidae. The transcript has 7 exons. Gene Ontology annotation, cellular component: cytoplasmic vesicle. The record is from RefSeq and is a predicted model, not a curated record. The coding region runs from base 187 to 882 and encodes 231 amino acids.
GCAGCGGCACAGCUGUAAACAGGGACAAGACAAGGAGCCUCCACAAUCACCCUCUUGCACAGCGCCGGAGAUAAGGGAAAUAUUACCUCCAGACAUGAAGACCUUCCUACUCUUUCUCCUGCUUGUCCUUAUAGGAGUGUCGUCUUCAAAUGCCGAGGUGAAUUUCAUCCAUGAGAUGGGGGCCAUAUGACCUCAGUACCAAUCAAGGACAUCAGGAAGGCCCACAAUUGCACAGCAAUAGAUAUCUGCCAGGAUUGUUUGGAUGCAAGUUGUCACUGGAUUAAGUGUAAUAAUAUGGAGGAAAGCUGUCAGCAGAAUGAGGCUGCAGAGAUGUGUGAAGAAGCUCCUUGUGAUGGCAGCUCAACAACAGUUGCACCUCCUACCACUACAACAGAAGCCUCGACCACUUUGACACCUGAGUCCACCACGGAAGCCUCCACCACUGAUGGUCCCACUGACCCCACCACCACUCAGUCCACCACUACCACCACUACCAAGACCACCACUACCACCACUACCACCACUCCUAAGACCACCACUUCCACCACUCCUAAGACCACCACUACCACCACUGAGACUCCCUCCACAACCUCAGAGACCCCAACAACUGAAAUCCCAACAACUGAAAUCCCAACAACUGAAAUCCCAACAACUGAAAUCCCAACAACUGAAAUCCCUACUUCAACAACCGCUGAGCCUUCAACAACAGUUCCAAGUACUACUCCGUCCCCAUGUCCAGGUCACCACUUUGAUGCAGGCAGUUUCUUUGGUGGUAUAUUCCUUGCUAUUGGUGUCUUGGUUAUGUCCUAUGCUGGAUACCGGUUCUACAGGGCUCGUAAUGGCGGCAAUUACAAUCAGCUGCAGGAGACUCUCUACAUCUAGCUAAUGUGAAGACUGACCCAUCUUCAUCUGCCAUCGCCUGAAGCAUCCACAACUUCUCACAUUUUUGGAAUGGAAUGCUGGUAAAUGUUCACAUAUUUAUAUAUUUUUUUGUUUGUCCCUAGACUUAUAAUAUAUAUAUAUAUAUAUAUAUAUAUAUAUAUAUAUAUAUAUAUAUAUAUAUAUAUAUAUAUAUAUAUAUAUAUAUAUAUAUAUAUAUAUAUAUAUAUGUAAUAUUAAUGGACACUAUGAGUGCCAGUCAUCCAUAAAGAACAAAGUGUGGAAAAUGAUGAGAAUUUUUUUUCAAUAAGUACUUGAAAAACUAGUGUCUAGGUUAUCACUUCAUAUUGUUAAAAGUAUUUAGAGUUGAUGAUUUGAUUGAUUUUCUGAUCAUUCAAAUUGAAUGUCGGAAAUAAUGUCUGCAUUUUCAGUUAGCAUGUGAUUGUUUAGUUAAGCAGCACUCUGUAUAGCAUGUUACAUAGUAUAUAACUGUGAUAGAAUUGUAGCAUGUCUGUGAUAAGAAGAAUUGUAGCACUUGACUCAUGCCUUGGCCUUGUAUACUAGACAAAGUAUUCUUUUUACUCUUAGUAAUAAAAAAAAAGUUAUCAGUUACUACACUGAUUAUAUGAAAUUUGUAUUGCACAAGUAUUUCAAUUCUAGAGGGAUUUGGAGAAAUUAAACAAGAAAAAUUAUGACUGCAAUACAAUAGUUAUUACAUAUGUUGUUCAUCAUGACUUUCUACAAUUAACAUAUUGGCAGACAUUUUGGAAAUCCACUUCAUUUUUGUGAGUAUUAUGUUUCUAGUUUAGGUACCCUUGCAUAUUUUUUUUGUCAUUUACCCUUUUUAUUUAUCAUAUCUCAAACUUAGCUAUCAUGAGUGUGGUUUUAUCAUACGUAGUUUUGCUAAAAGGAGUUUCAAGAAUGAGUUAGUGAGUUGAGAAAAAUGAUGAUGAUACAUUGCACUUUGCACCUUCUCAUCUUCAUGUACAGAAUAGAAAACAGAUAAGAAAUAGCUUUUAUCUACUUUUAUAAGUUGACAUGAGAGGAUAAGUAUGGCAUCCCUUUUGUCUAAUAAACAACCCUUUGCCUGUUCUUCAAAUUUGCCUUCAGUUGAGCAGGGCACUCUUUACGGAGGAAGCAUACUCAACAGAAUUGUUUAAGCUGAGAAGAAUGAAAAAAUAUGCAAUGAUUAAAAACUACUAGUACAUAUACUAAAUGUACAAGGAAAUUUCAAACGGCUUUUUUUUUUUUUUUUUUUGCCUUGGAAAGGUAUAGAGCAUUCUGCAAUAUGAUUUUGACCUUGAAAUUAGUAAAUAAGAUAUUUAAGAAAUGUCUGAGCAUGUAGAAAUGGGGGCAAGUAUAUUGAUUUAGAUUCAAGGAAAUGACCAAGAAUGAGUUUACUGAUAGAGUAUUGGAUAAUUGCAACAAGCUCAGCAGUCAGGUGGUUGGUAUUUAGUAUUGAUUCAGUUAAUAGUGGUUGGUAUUUAGUAUUGAUUCAGUUAAUAGCUUCAGAUAGGAUCAGUUUUUGGUACCAGUACUGCAAGUAACUGCUUGGGGCUCCUUUGUAAGGAACACCAAGUAUUUAUUAUAAGAAAUGAAUAGUUAAUAUUGAACUUUCUGUUAGUGGGUCUUUACCAGCAACAUUUAGCAACACCUCAUUACUGUGCCACAUACAAUGAAGUAUUCAUUGUAUUUACAGGAGGUACAUUUGGGGGUCCCAAAACAUAUUCCUGCUUAGGGUUCCCAGAAGACUAAACCUGGCAUUUGCUUUAAAUGUAGGUUAGAUACAUUUUAUGUAUGGAGUUGAUUAGUUGUGGGUCAUAGGUUAACUGGGACCAUCUUGUGUGUCCUCCCAGACCUCUUAUAUAGCUUUAUAUAUGUUUGUAAUACCUGCUUCUGUACACACAUUAUCCAAAUAUGAGACACUGAUUUUUUUCUUAUUGUUGUUCUUUCUGAUUGUUGCAUCGUGUUUACAAUGUGCGAAACAUUAACACAAAAGAGGGAGGGAUGCGCACUGUGUCAUGCAUGUGCAGUCAUUUAUCACACACCAUUCUUGUUUGAAUCAAGAUUCAUUAGUUUCUACCAUUUGAUUCAAACCACAAGAUUAUAAGCAGGUUUUGCAUUUGGUCCCAUGUUUCCUUAGUCAAGAUUCAUCUAUCCAUUUUUCCUACACAAAAUUAACUUCAUUGACUGUAGGUUAACCAACUGUGGUGUUUUUAGGAAUAUACCUAUUUUCAUUCUUUAAUGGAAGACUGAUUUAUAGGUGUUUAUUGGAAGGCUGAACUUUUUUGUCUUUUUAGGCAUUUACUCACAAAGACAUCACCUUAAGUGAAGGAAACCAUUGUUGCUCUCUGAAAUUGUUUCUACCUGAUUGAUUAAGUACACUUGUCACAAAUACAUAUGGUACACAUCUCUAUUUAUUAUUUUGGUAUAAUAUUUAUUAGUAUUAGUAGAAUGACAAGUAUAUGUAUCAUAUGUGUGUUCAAAUGUUUAUAUGUUGAAUUAAUCAAUGCAAAGAUACCAGAAACUUUGCAUCCCUAUUUGAUAGUAUUUACUUUCAUUCUUACUCUAUCUCAUUAUUCAAAUAGAAUGUAGUAUCUAGUUAUUGCAAGCAAUGUCUAUGUUGAGUUGCUUAAAGUAUUUCUAGAGGUUGUGACUAAUAUAUAUGAUUCAAAGCUUCACAAAGUGUGAGUAAAAACACAUUUCUUCUGCAAUAUUUUAAUUGCACCAAGUGUUCCUUUUUUUUUUUUUUUUCAUCAUAGUAUUGAUGUGCUUGACAUUUAGAUUCAUACUGGUACAAAUCAAAUAUGAAGGAUCAUGUCCUUAUGUGCCUCAUUAAUGGUGCCUGAGAAAUGUUUCUUAUGGCUAGAUGUGUGACACUAAGUGUAUGAUAAUGCCAUUUGAGCAUAAGUUUAGGUGCUGAAUGAGUGUUUUAAAAAAUCUGCCUUAAAGUUAUCUAAACUCUAUGUAGGACUGUGCUAGAAUUAGAUUAAAUUUACUUCAAAGGCCACAAUAUAAUAAAUAUGAUAUAGAUAUGUGAGAAGCCAUUAGCAAAACAAUGAUAUGCGAGACUGAUAAUUUUAUCUACUUUAGUGUAAUUGAGGAUUCAGACCUACAUUCAGGUUUAAACCUCUGAAGCUUUGCAUCACAGGAAAAUACUAUAUGCAGUGGUAAUCACUGAAAAUAGUUCAGGCAUUAUCAGCUCACUCCUAUAGAGUCACAUAUUAAUAUUAGACAGUACAGUGGCUUAUAUAUAUGUGCUUCUAUUCUUAUUAAAUUACAUGAUGUCAGUAGCUUAUGCUCACUGAUUUCCCUUUUCAAGCAGAAAAGUUAUUUAUUAGGAAAAGUUGAUCAGCACCUUUGUACCUUUCUUUCUAUUACAAAUGAAUUAAAUACAAGGUUUUGGUAAUGUAAGGAAUGCUUCUUUGCUACUCAGCAUUAAUUCCUUGCUAAUAAAAUCAUGAAAUGGAUUGCUUUUGUAGCUGUAUCAGUGAUAUUUUAUUGCACAAUCCAAGAGAGAUUAUUUGUAGUGGUUGCAUGUGGAAUGGUUGUGAGCAAAAGUAAAGUGAUGAUAUUUAAACAUUGAAAUAAUGCUUGUGGUAGCCAUGCAUGAAAUAGACCUGGAGGAAGUGUAAUGACUGUGUGUUUAUAUUACUGUGGUGCUUAAAGGGGACUUAAAAAAGUGAAGAGUCCAUUAAAAGCAAAUUGAAGUGAACAAAUUGUUUAGAAUUUGCAUCACAAGUAAAGGUUACAUAGUGAAAAGGUCUGAUUACAAAGUAUCCUAUAAUAGUUAUGCCCUAGCAUCAUUGUGCUAUUUUCAUUCUUUUUUGUAAAUGUAACUUUGCCUUUGACAGUGACUUCAAAGCUAACCUAUAAUAUAUGAUGUGUUCAUUAAAAA